Molecule: messenger RNA, 933 nt
Organism: Heterocephalus glaber (naked mole-rat)
Lineage: Eukaryota; Metazoa; Chordata; Mammalia; Rodentia; Bathyergidae
Product: olfactory receptor 5B3-like
Biological process (GO): G protein-coupled receptor signaling pathway
Cellular component (GO): membrane
Molecular function (GO): olfactory receptor activity; G protein-coupled receptor activity
Source: RefSeq, a predicted model, not a curated record
AUGACUCUGAUGGAGAACAGGACAGAGGUGACCCAGUUCCUCCUCCUAGGACUGACCGAUGACCCACACCUGCAGGUUCCCCUCUUCUUCACCUUCCUCCUCAUCUACACCAUCACUGUGGCUGGGAACCUGGGGAUGCUCCUGCUGAUCCUCCUGGACCCUCGUCUGCACACUCCCAUGUAUUUUUUCUUGGGCAACCUGUCUCUGGUGGAUUUCUGUUACUCCUCAGCUGUCACUCCCACAGUUUGGGCAGGGUUUAAUGUAGUGGAUGAACUCAUCUCCUACAAUGCUUGUGCAGCUCAGAUGUUCUUCGUUACAGGCUUUGCUACUAUGGAAAAUUACCUCCUGGCUUCAAUGGCCUAUGACCGCUAUGCAGCAGUAUGCAAGCCCCUUCAUUAUACCACCACUAUUACAGCAAGUGUGUGUGCAGGUCUAGUCCUAGGCUCUUAUGCCUGUGGCUUCCUGAGUGCCUGCAUCUAUACUGGGAACACGUUCAGUCUCUUGUUCUGUGACUCUAAUGUGGUCCACCAUUUUUUCUGUGAUAUUCCAGCAGUCAUGGCUCUCUCCUGCUCCAAUAGACAUGCUAAUGAUCUGAUUCUUAUUUAUGUAGCAACCUUCAAUAUCUUUUUUGCUCUUGUUGUUAUCUUAAUUUCCUACAUACUGAUUUUUCUCACCAUCCUAAAGUUGCAAUCAGGCACAGGACAUCAGAAGGCUCUGUCCACCUGUGCCUCCCACCUCACUGCCGUCUCCAUCUUCUAUGGGACGGUCAUCUUCAUGUACCUGCAGCCCAGCUCCAGUCACUCCAUGGACACUGAUAAAAUCGCCUCUGUGUUCUACACCAUGGUAAUCCCCAUGCUGAACCCUAUGGUCUACAGCCUGAGGAACAAGGAGGUCAAGAGUGCAUUCACCAAGAUUAUUUUGGAGGCAAAAUAA